AUGAAGCAAAUAGCAAAAACAAGUUAUGCCUUCUUUCUUUCGACAGCACCGAUAAUAAAGGUGGGGAAAGACAAUGUAAAGAUAUCGACACCAGGCCUGUUUGGCUGUGAGAAAAUUUCCUUCCAAAGUCCUUUCUCUGAUGGACAGCAAGUUAAGGUAUUCGCUUCAUUUGGACAUACUGUAAAAAGUCCAAAACAUCGGUUUGGUGCAGCAGUCUGGGUGGAGUCUGUUUCUACUGGUGGGUUCACAGUCUGCGUUUUGGAGUAUGGAGAAGGUUCAAAAGGUUUUGCUGAAGUGAACUGGAUUGCUUUGCAAUCUACACCUCUUGGAUCUCAGCUAGGAACUGUGGCGUUGGAUCCAUGGACUACCGGAACCGAGUACUUGGAUCCGUGCCUGCACGUUACCUGCUAUUUCUAUGGCCUAUGUAAGGCCUUUGGACCGCAUGACGCCCGCUGCGUGUGCUUAGACCGCUGUCCGUCCUUCCACGAGCCCGUGUGUUCGUCUAAUGGUACAACGUACGGCAACGAGUGCUUGUUCAAACUAGAGACGUGUCUUUUGAGGCGUAAUUUUUCAGUGCAACAUCCAGGUCGUUGUGAAGUUUUUCCAUUCCAGCAUGGUCGCCAACACAUGCCUCACAUUCCAACACUGGGAUAUUCUCAUUGUGUAGUGAUCCAUCUGCAACCUUUCGUAUUCUAUCCUGACAAACCCAUUGAAGUUCAGAUCACUGUCAAUCACAUCGACACCAGUGACAAGUCGUAUGUACACGAUGCGGCAGUGUCAUGGGUUGAGAACACCAACUACGAUAGAUUCAACGCUUGUGUCAUGGCAGCAGGUUUCAAUGAGCGAAAAUCGAACGCAAACGUCACAAUUGAUUGGGUGGCGUAUCAGGGAGCUCCAGUGGGUGGACUGGCAGGCGAAGAACGGGUAUCACAAUGGUGGACUGGAACGACUUGUGUAACCGUGAACUUUCCUUCAAAGAAAUUUCCCAGUGCACCCUCGGUAUUUGUAACUGCAAAGCACCAUCAUUCUGGACUGAAGCGUGACGCAGCUAGUAUCUGGAUCGAGGAUGUCACGCAAUCCUCAUGCAAAGUUUGCCUGAGGGAGCUCCAGAACUACGCAGGAUCCCACAAGGAUAUUUCUGUUAACUGGUUGGCGUUCAUGAAUCUUCAUAAGCCCCCCUUCUCAGAACAUAACGUGAUUCACUUUAUCAACAACAGAUCUCCCCCUGACGAUCAAAAUAAUGCCUUCUGCAAGGAUGUUAACUUCUUCCACGUCUACCCUAUAGUCCCAAACAUAAUUGUCUCUGCUAAUCACUCAACGAAAGAAGGGAACCUGAGUCCUGUUCACAAUGGCAUAACUUCUUGGGUAGAGUAUAUCAUCAAGACUGGCUUUCGCGUUUGUUUCAAGGAAUUGUAUGAAACAAAAUAUGAUCCUCUUUCUAUUAUCUACACUGUCAUGUCAGAUCUAUGCCAGCCUGGAUGGGAUUAUUUCAAUGGUUAUUGUUAUUUCACAAUCUCCACUUGUACCACUUGGUCAAAUGCUCAAACAAAAUGUUAUAAGAUGGGCUCACAUCUUGUGACAGUCCAUAAUCAAGAAGAGAAUGUCCACAUUCAACAUCGGCACAAUGGAGAGAAAUCUUGGAUUGGGCUCAAUGAUCGGUGUCAUAAAUCUGAUAUGCUUCUCGUGGCUGGUCGACAAGCUUCAUUUUUUAUCGUGCUAUUUUUCAUUUCUCAACUGUUCCGUGACAAUGCCAGUCAGCAGUGUGGAGCCGGCGGCGACCUAUACUCCAUUUACCAAAUGAUGCUCAAGGGCCACACUUACAAGUCGUUCAAGACUGCACCGGGUACUCUAGAAUGCAGAGAAGCUUGUCUUGCUGAUGUCAAAUGUCAGAGCUACAACGUCGUUAUGUUUAUUGCAAUAUGCGAGUUAAACAACCGAUCUAAAGAGGCCAGACCAGAGGACUUUGUCAAGAACAAGGACAGAUACUACAUGGCGAAAGGUCCAAAACGAGUUCCUCUCGGAUCAAUUCGUGAGUUGCCCGCGGAAUCGUGCAAGGAGAUCAAGGCGAGUGAAGGAGGAAAGGCGGUCAGCGGUAAUAAUUAUUGGAUGGAUUCAACCAGAUCUGGUAACUCUAUUUUAGCUGGCUGUGACAUGAAGACUGAAGAUGUUAACGAAUGUGUGCAAGGUCUACAUAGUUGUCAUCCCAACGCAAUUUGUAAUAACACUGUGGGUUCCUACAACUGUAUAUGCAGACCAGGAUUAAUUGGAGACGGAAGAAACAGCUGCAUAAGUACAGUUACUUGGAAGUUUACAACAAGUGGACGAAGUGGAAGGUAUGGCGUUAUUCAGACCUUCACUGUUCCACGUACGACCCUUUACCAAAUAAAGGCCUGGGGAGCUCGUGGUGGAACACAUUCAUACAAUUAUGGAUAUAGACCUGGAACAUAUUACGGUGGUAAGGGAGCAUUCAUAGAAGGAAAGUUCAGAUUGAAUAAAGGAACAGUGCUGAAUAUUGUGGUUGGACAGCGUGGUGGAAAUUCAGUGGAGGUGAAGGGUGGUCGAUCCACUUCCUCAACAGCAGCUCAGCUGGGACUGUCUGUAGAGGACAAUGCUCGAACUGGAGGAGGGGGUGGUAGUUUUGUCUAUACCACAGGUAAUAUCUUGUUAUUAGCCGCCGGAGGAGGUGGUGGUGCUUCCAGUGGAUUUAACGGUGUGGAUGGUCAGGUGGGAACAAGUGGAACCAGCAGUAUGGGGCAAGAACCAUCACAGGUUAGGAAGGGAGGCACAGGGGGGCAGCCAGGUGAAUGUAACAAUGCAGGUGCUAGCUACCAUGGGGGUGUAGGUGCUGGUUGGCAUGGCACUGGUUGUACCCGAGCUGGUUCUGAACACGGACAACGAGGUGGAUCACGUGGUCAAGGUUGGACUGGUGGUCAAGCCGGUGGGAUGAAAAGCGGAAAUAACGGCGGAUUAGCACCAGGAGCAGUGGGAGGGUUUGGUGGAGGGGGAGGAGGAUCAGAGGAUAAUGGUGCAUCGGGUGGAGGUGGAGGGUACUCUGGGGGAGGCAGCGGUACCCACCCUAAACAGGCUGGAGGGGGCGGGGGUUCGUAUUGCCGUGGUCAGAGUUGUUCGGUUGGCCGUUGGCAACCUGCUCUAAACAAAAGUGCUUCACACCUCAAGAGAAGACCAGUCGGAGUCUGUCUCGGAAACAACGAAUACUUUCACCCAGUUCCCCUCGGAUCAAUUCGUGAGUUGCCCGCGGAAUCGUGCAAGGAGAUCAAGGCGAGUAAAGGCGGAAAGGUGGUCAGCGGUAAAAUUUAUUGGAUGGAUUCAACACGAUCUGGUAACCCUAUUUUAGCUCGCUGUGAUAUGAAGACUGAAGUUCCUCUCGGAACAAUUCGUGAGUUGCCCGCGGAAUCGUGCAAGGAGAUCAAGGCGAGUCAAGGCGGAAAGGUGGUCAGCGGUAAAAUUUAUUGGAUGGAUUCAACCAGAUCUGGUAAUUCUAUUUUAGCUGGCUGUGACAUGAAGACUGAAGAUUUGUACAAGACAUGGUUCUUAGCAUGUAGUUGCUGUGGCAAUGAGAGGACUUUACUAAAUCGAUUUUCUUUCUUCCUAGUUGCAGACUAUUGUGUCAAACAUCAGUGCCAAAACGAUGCAAAGAGCAUGUUAAACAAAGAAGAUGAGGGAUGCUUAAUUAAGACAUCCUUAUCCACAGAUGUCAACGAAUGUGUGGAAGGUCUACGUGGUUGUGAUCCCAAGGCCAUUUGUGAUAACACUGUGGGUUCCUACAACUGCACAUGUAGACCAGGAUUAACUGGAGACGGAAGAAACAGCUGCACAGAAGAUGUCAAUGAAUGUGUGGAAGGUCUACAUGGUUGUGAUCCCAACGCCAUUUGUAAUAACACUGUGGGUUCUUACAACUGCACAUGCAGACCAGGAUUAAUUGGAGACGGAAGAAACAGCUGCAUAAGUACAAGUCAUUCUUGUAAGGAAAUUCGAAACGCAAGUUCUCAUCUUAAAGACGGGGAGUAUUGGAUCGCUUUUAAGAAGAACAGAAGCCUUUUAAAGGUCUUCUGUGAUAUGACAACCGAUGGAGGAGGUUGGCUUCUGGUCUCUAGCGUUAUCGUCAACAACGCAUCCUCGCUAUGGUAUUCAGACGAAUCAUCAUACCAUGAAAUAAGCAAUUGUCACAACAAGUCGUUGUUACUCACGACAGAUGCCAUGAAGGAACUGAGAACACAAUUGUCUUUCGCUCAGUUGAGAUUCCACUGCAGCAAAAACAAGGGACGUACUCUCCAUUUUACCACGGCUGCUAACAGCAAAGGUGAAGCAGUAGUGCAAUACUUCAGUGGUCAGACAGAUGCCUUUCCGAAAGCAUGUGGCUCGUUUGUGAGGAUGAAGGAUGACAACUCGAAGAUAGCUGCUGAUUGUAAUCAAUGGAGUAAUAAACAGUGGGGAUACUUUCAAGGAAAAAAAAGAUAUCGAGCCGUUGCUUCUGUCCCUAAGAAAUAUCGCUGGGCUUUGUUGAGCUCAAGAUAUGAAUGUGACGACUCCAUCCACAAUGAUGGAAAAUAUUUUGGACUGUCCACAGGUGACUUCUGGAGGGUUUUUGUUCGUUAAGGCCAAAUGCAACCAAUAACUAAACAGUUCUCACUGUCUUGAAAAACAUUCAACGGCUGACCGAGAUCAGUGUCACGUUUUGUCGUUUUUUAUCCUUUUGUUGCUAAAGCAAGCCUCCAAUGUUGAAAUAAACUGUUAUUAAAACUAUCGGGAUGAAAGCUAUGCACAAUUUUUGGUAUGUCGAAUGAUGAUACUUGAACCCUGAUGCAACCAUAGUUUAAUCACAAUUAUAGUAAGUUAAAUAAAUAUUAUCUGCAAUAA
Pocillopora damicornis (cauliflower coral) is the source of this 4878-nucleotide messenger RNA. RefSeq lists its product as uncharacterized. The record is from RefSeq and is a predicted model, not a curated record. Lineage: Eukaryota; Metazoa; Cnidaria; Anthozoa; Scleractinia; Pocilloporidae.